This is a messenger RNA of Fonsecaea pedrosoi CBS 271.37, 1260 nucleotides long. RefSeq lists its product as uncharacterized. Gene Ontology annotation, biological process: regulation of DNA-templated transcription. The transcript is spliced from 2 exons. Bases 1 to 1260 code for a protein of 419 amino acids. Lineage: Eukaryota; Fungi; Ascomycota; Eurotiomycetes; Chaetothyriales; Herpotrichiellaceae. The record is from RefSeq and is a predicted model, not a curated record. Gene Ontology annotation, molecular function: zinc ion binding; DNA-binding transcription factor activity, RNA polymerase II-specific.
AUGGCCAAAAACAUCGUGGCUCAUCGACGCCACAUCCAAUCUAAACCCAAGGUGAAAACCGGUUGUGGCACUUGCAGGAUACGGAAGGUGAAAUGUGACGAAAAUAAGCCCUCGUGCCACAAAUGCGUCCACACUGGCCGUGUCUGCGACGGCUAUGCGUCUCUGUUUAGAUUUUGUUCCAGUAAAUCUACCAAAAACGCCCGUGGAGAUGACGGCAUCAAGUCAAGUGUUAGCGAAUCGAUCACCGAGCACACGGGAAUGGAAAUCUCGCCUCACGACAUCGACCUUCUCAAUCGGUACUUUUCGACCAAAACCAUGUUCGAUGUCAAGCUGGACUGUGACGAAGAAGCCAAGCAGGUCCUGCAGGCUAGCUUGACUGAUCCGUCUAUACGGCACGCAGUGUCAUCUCUGAGAGCUCUUCGCGAAGACCGCGAGACCACCGGAGAUGUUCCGGCGUCUGCCGCGCAGCAGACCCCGAGCCAUGACUACGGCCUCCAGCAAUAUUGCAUGGCCUUGGGGGGGCUCGCAUCUACCAUGUCUCUAGGCACCAACGGCUUAAGGUCGGCGUUGCUUUGCUGUCAGAUCUUCAUCAGCAUCGAACAAGUGCGGGAGAAUUACGCCGUGAUGGCCCAGCACCUCGUCCGAGGACUCGGGAUCAUGCGUGAGCACCGUGCACGACCGACAUUUGAUGCCGCGAAUGAGCUGACACCAGCACACCCUGACCAACUCCCUUUUCUGGACGUCUUCAUCAUCAAGUUAUUCGCUGCACCGUGCAGGUUUGCAGAACCUGCAGCCCCAGCUGACACGGGUGUGAUGACGCUAUCUGAGUCUUCGGUCUCGCCUCCUGAACAGCACGCUGUAUCUCGCAAUCUUCGCACGAUCGCACCUGACAUGCGAACAGAGCUUGCGAGAAUCGCUUCAUCAACGCUCGAAUUUCUCGGACAAGUAUCACGUGUCGACUCGACGGGAGCAGCUCUUCGACUUCGGUCGCAGAAAGCGACGCUGCUAGACUCAUUAGCGUCGUGGCUCGCGGCUCUUGACCCCGUCCAGGCGGAGACCACACCUCCAAGGCCGGAGCUUCUUUCAGUGUCCUUCCUGCGCCUCUUCCACUUGAUCCUGCGAAUCGUUCUCUUGGGAUCCCUCGACUGCUCGCCCGAAGCUUGUGCCGCGCUGCAGACCGAGAACGAGAGAUUACAGUGUCUUGCCAGCCAGGUGGAUGGGAGGGUCAAGGCGUAUCGAUCGUCGGGUGGGACUCGAUAG